Molecule: messenger RNA, 2813 nt
Organism: Pomacea canaliculata
Lineage: Eukaryota; Metazoa; Mollusca; Gastropoda; Architaenioglossa; Ampullariidae
Product: rhotekin-2-like
Exons: 13
Coding region: 695-2200 (501 amino acids)
Biological process (GO): signal transduction; septin ring organization; actomyosin contractile ring assembly
Cellular component (GO): actomyosin contractile ring
Source: RefSeq, a predicted model, not a curated record
UAGUGGUGUGGGGAAAACUCGCAUACUUAGAUUGGGAGACCAGGGAUAGAAAGAGCUGGUGCAUCAUCACCAGCGACGAAUGACAACGGCGACGACAACGAAUAGCAUCGAUAACGGAGCGGAGGAGAGGGCUGCUGGUUUUCGUGGCCGCAACUGUGGGUUCGCGCCGGUCUGAUUUAUUAUGGACUCGCCACCGGCCGCCAUUUCUUAUGUGGAUUCUAGAUGACACGGUUUAAAGGGCCGUACGUGCGAGGCACAAAAGGGGAGACUGCAGCUGAGAGGAAAGCGCAUCACCGGGUCUCGGAACUUGUGCCUUGCUGCGCGCCUCACUCUCGCAGCUCUGGACGCGUCGCGUACAACUUACGAGGCGAGAAUGCUAGUGUAGAACCGACAGGGAAUGGUCACCCGAAAAUUAUGAGCCUCCAUUCCUGUUUGAAGGGAGUGGGAAGAGAAGAAGCUGGUCCAGCGAGCAGCGGAGCUUGGCUGUUAGCAUUUGCCAUCUGAUCACCAAGGUGGGGAGAAAAAAGCCAGUACUCCCAGUCCGACGAGGAUACAUUAAGUGCGUACGUGGUGUGUAUGUAGCGCGGGCGCCAUCCCAGUUUUGUGACUGACAUUUGCACAGAGAUGCACGUCUAACGUGGGGGAAGGGAAGUAGCGGCAGAGUGCUUUUUGGCGGUUCACAUCUGCAGCAGCGAUGGAGGAAGUACAGCGCGGUCUUCAGACAACGUACAGAGGAGCAACGAUGACGUCGACGUCAGCUGAAGAGAGUGCUGCUUCCCCCACGACGUCAGCAGCAGCAGCAGCAGCAGCACCAACAGCCUCCUCCACAGCCGGCAUACUGGCCAGCAUUGACCGUGAUCUGCAGCAGAAGAUAGAGCAUGAGAUUAAGAUGCGUGAGGGGACAACCAAGCUGCUGGCAGCUUCCAAACACCCCACCCAGCUCCUGGAGGCAACACGCACCCUGCUGUGCUCCAACGCUCGCAUCAUUGCCUACAUGACAGAGCUGCAGCGCCGUAAGACGCUGGAGGUCCUGGGACAGUCUCAAUCGACCGAGGGGAACCAGCUUCCCUGUAGAGCACAGUUGAACGUUUCAGACAUUCGGAUACCACUGAUGUGGAAGGAUACUGACCACUUUAAGAACAAAGGAGACUACCGCCAGUAUUCUGUGUUUUGCUUGCUGAAAGUUGGAACUGAGAUUUUUGACACCUCCAUGAUCAAUGUUGAUCGCAGCAUGACUGAUAUCACAUUUGAAGAUGUGCUGCUCUUCCAAGAUGUGCCCCAUGACUUUGAGCUCAAGUUUGAAGUAUAUUGUCACAAACUUCAUGAAGAGCUUUCAGUUGCUAACACACCCAAAAAAAUCAGAAAAAAGAUCACAGACCUUUCGGGCUCAGUUGGAAGAAGUGUUGGAAAACGUCUCUCAGGACUGAAUGAUGCAGAUGUCAUUGGAAACAUGGUUUUAGGUCCUCGAUUUGAACUGGUUGCUAAGGGAACAUUGCAGUUACAGGAUGUGGAUGACUCUGUUCGAACAUUCGAUUUUGAACUGGAGAGAAAUUCAGAGGGAGCACUGCCAGAGCUGCCACUGUUUGGACACUAUUGCUGUCGAUUAGCAGCUGUCCCAGACUGCCUCGUAAAACCUGUUGUCUCAGGCUUCCUCAGCGUGCAGGAAGAUGAUGAUCUCUCAAAGUGGCGCCGUUAUUGGUGCGUGCUAAAAAAUCUACGCUUGGCAUGCUGGUUAUCCCCAACAGACAUAGAAGUGGCCCAACCUUUGCUGACCAUCCCUAUCACCAAGAGCACACAGAUCAGUGAUGCAGACCCUAGUACUUGCAAGCGGGCACACACAUUCCUCAUCAAAACAGUCAGCUUGUUAGGGGUGUCAGAACAUACAUUAGCAGCAGAUUCCAAGGAGGAAGUGAAUAAGUGGUGGGAUGGAUUCCAACAGCAUCUUUUAGACCAAGCUUUGUGGAAACAUGCAUGUGAUGAGGUAAUGCAGAUCAAGCCUCCAACCAAGAACAAGAUGCCUUUCUUCAGAAAGAGUUCCAUAUAUGAGGACACACCUCUCAUAGAGCCUGACUCAGUGAGUGAUAGCAUAGUGAAUGAUCUGAAGGUUGAUGAUGCCCAUUUAAGCCAAAUGCUGACAACGCUCAUGGGAGAAGCCAGUCAGAUUCGUGGAGGUUCCUCAAGACAUGGUUCCACUUCAUAAGUUUUUCUUGACUUGAUAGACUCUGAUUAUGUACCUUCAUAAGCCAUGCAGAGAAAUGACAUUUUUGGCUCUGUGCCAUAAGAGAUUUUGACCUUCACUUACAUUUGAAUUGGAAGAAUUGCAUCAUUAAGCGACGGGAUCUGUUUUCUGCACUGGAGAAAAAUGACCAAAGAGAAAUAUAAAUGGGAAAUGUGGAACAAUUACUGAGUUGGUGCUCAUUGUGCCCUGAACACUUGGAGGUUUUACAAGAAGCAGGUUAAAAUUUCAUCUAAUAAGUUACAGAGAAGCAGCAUGAAGGUGGAUAAAUACAGAAUGAAAAAUGGGAAUAACGCCCAGCACAGAGUGUGAUGGGGAGUGUAAUGUGAGUGUGGUGUUGCAAAGAUGACGAUAGUCCAGCACUGCACUAUACAGGCAGGAGUCUGUUUCUCACUUUACUGGAUUCCUUGAUCAUUACCUGGUGAAAUGUUCUGCAGAAGACUAACCAUACUGAGCAAGUCAUAAUCAUUACAGAAGAGCAGAUUCCCCAAGACGAGUCUUGCCAUCUUUGGGCCAUUAUGGUGUGCUAGUAAUUUCAGGUCAAGAGCAGUUGUGCCUCACUUUUUAAACACUCACA